Molecule: messenger RNA, 1653 nt
Organism: Ogataea polymorpha
Lineage: Eukaryota; Fungi; Ascomycota; Pichiomycetes; Pichiales; Pichiaceae
Exons: 1
Coding region: 1-1653 (550 amino acids)
Molecular function (GO): monooxygenase activity; heme binding; oxidoreductase activity, acting on paired donors, with incorporation or reduction of molecular oxygen
Source: RefSeq, a predicted model, not a curated record
AUGGAUCUCCUGAUACCGGCCAUCUCUCGCAUAGCAAAUGCGCUUCUUGUGCAGUUGUCUCAGCUCGAUCUCUCACUCAUUGCCGCACUGCUACUUUUGGCACUUGUGGGUGCCGACUAUAUGUAUAUUCGCCCGCAUAGAAUCAAAAAUCUCCCAUCCGUCCCCUCGUGGAUCCCCAUUUGGGGCAAUCUCUCCAUUCUCUUUCCCCAGGCCCACAAUUAUAAGCAGUCUCCUUGCUCCAGGUUUGCAGAAUUAGCCCAAAAGCACGGAGAUGUGUUUCAAGUCCGACUAGGGGUCAGAACCGUUGUGGUAGCCAACUCCUACGAUUCAAUUCUUCAGCUUUGGUGCUACCACAACAUUCGAAAUAACAACUCGCGGCCAAUCCUGCACACAUUUCACGGAGUUUUAUCCCAGUCGAAGGUUUUCACCGUGGGGACCACUCCUUUUGGGGAGUCUUACCUGAAAAGCCGGAAGUAUAUGUCCAGUAGGCUACUCAACGAGUCGAGCAAUCGAAAAUACAAUUCAAGCAUCAUAGAUAAGGAAGCCACCAAACUCGUGCGGUACCUACUGUCUAGGACAACAAACGAUGUUGUGGAGAUGGAUAUCACCAGAGACUGUCAAUACUUUCAUUUGGGUGUGGCAUUGAUUCUAACCUAUGGCUACGAGAUUAACGCUCGCUCAAACGAGAACGAACGACUGCUGGCAGACGAAAUGGUCUAUGUUGAGAAUUACAUCACUAAGAUCCGCUCUCACAUCCAGAACGUUCAGGACUACCUGCCCUGGUAUCUGCGUUUGGUGGUUGAUAUUUUUAACGGCAAGUCCAAGAUCGCAAAAGAGCUUUACCAUCGUAGAAACAAUUAUCUGUACAAGUUCAACCAGUUCACCACCUCGCGUCUAGACGUGCCAGAUGAGUACGUGCGCCGAAGUUUGAUUUUCAACUAUGUCAAGAACAACGACCAGGAACUGUUGAAUGGGAGCGAGCUUGGUAGCAUUUGUCUGACAAUGGUCAGUGCUGGCCUGGACAACACUCCGCUCAACUUCCAGUAUGCGAUGAUGCAGCUUAGCGAGUCGCCGCACAUACGGGCCAACGCACGGGCGAAGCUUCUCAAAUGCUACAACGACGAUUCCAUAGAGGCAUGGAAUAAUUGCCAUGCCGAGGUUUUGUGUCCGUAUGUGGUGGCCAUCGUCAAGGAGACAUUGCGGCUUUUUACGGUUUUGCCUAUGUCCCUGCCCCGAGAAACAACCAGAGACAUUGUGAUAGGGAACGCAGUGAUUCCACGAGGUACCACAUUAUUUAUGAACGCCUGGGCUGGCAACCACGACAAAAUGCAGUUCUUCAAGCCCAUGGAAUUCAUUCCCGAGAGAUGGCUGGACCCAGAAACGGGAAACGUGGACACGAACUUAAGACACUUAUCCUUUGGUGUGGGCUCGCGUAUGUGUCUUGGCAACAACUUGGCUUUCAAAGAGCUGUAUGUGCUGAUUUGCAAGUUUGUGCUCAUGUUCGAGAUAGAAGUUGCCAGCGACGAAUCGCCAAGCCUACACCCUCUGGAACUGAACCAGUUCCCAGAGUCCAUUGCCAUUGAGCCAAUAGAAACAAAUGUGCGCUACACGGUGAAAGAUAAAGCACUGCAGGAUUACGUGGAGGGUGUAUAA